Molecule: messenger RNA, 1285 nt
Organism: Papilio xuthus (Asian swallowtail)
Lineage: Eukaryota; Metazoa; Arthropoda; Insecta; Lepidoptera; Papilionidae
Exons: 8
Coding region: 383-1285 (300 amino acids)
Source: RefSeq, a predicted model, not a curated record
CGCUAACUAUUAAUUUUUUACAUUUUCACAGGUAAAUCUGAGUUUUAUUUGGAAGAAUGAGGCUCUGAAGGAGCUGGCGUCAUACGAGCCGUGGGGGAAGCCGGGCGGCGGCGCGCCCAACAAGCACGGCUUCCGCUUCACCGAUAUACGAGCUCGCGGCAUUUACCCUGAUGAUGAGAUAAAGGGCAUAGCGGGGUAUGAAGAGUGGCGUCGUUGGUCUUCCCCUAAAAGGCGUGCCACGCGCACCGCGCGCGCCCCUGUUCGUCUGCGAGAGGACCCACAGCUGUUCUUCGCGGAGCAACUACGCCGCGCCGUUGACAACGACAUACGAUACAAACAAACCGCAGACCAAAAGAAGAGAUACAAAGAAAUAUUAGAUAACAUGGUUGAAGAGAGAAAUAAAGUAAUUAGAGAUGAGAUGAGACACAACUUAGAGUAUGAGCGUAAAAUGCAUACUAUGGCAGGCCCUUGGGGAAAACCAGGACCCGGUGGUGUAGUUUGGAGGAACCCUCGAAAUAUCGGUUUGAAUUUUUCUAAAUCUAUGGGAUGGACAAACAACGAAAUGUUUGACAAAUUAAAAGGAGAACACAAUGGUUACAAAAGAUCUUCGCUUACUUUGCCAGUUGUAAAGAGAGAUGAUGAUUUGAAAGACCGAGGGUCAGAUGGACAGAAUAAAUCUUCAACGAUAGAAAAAUUACCAGACAUUUCAAACCAAUCAAGUCCAAAUAUUAACAUAGAUGCGGGAAAAGUCUGCGAUAGUCCGUUAAAAGAAUCAAAUGGUCUUUAUAACGGUAAUAAAACUCAUCGGCAAGGUAAAGUUAAACGAUUGUGCAAUGGACGGCGGGAUACGAAAUCUAUUGUCGAUGAUAUUGACAAUGCUGCAAAUGCAAUAGAGAAAAAGCCAACACCGGAAGGUACAAUACAGCGAAUGACAGGAGGUAUAGAACUUGUACCACUGCUGGCUCGGGGCAGGCGAGUAGGCGCGCGUACAUUGCCAUCUAGCGACGUGACACGACCCCCGGAGCAGACGUGUCAAUGGCGCGAAAUAUUGGAUGUUGACUACUUAAAACAGUUGAAACAGCAAAUGCGGGCGAAAUCCGUACUUAAGGAAGAGAGCAGGAGAGACUCUGCGGAGAGAGUGGUUCGUCACCACGCGACGUGGUCAUCGUGGUGGGGCCGGCCGGGGCACGGCGCACCGCAGCGCGGCCGCUACGCCAGGAACAACCUCGCGCAGCUACUUUACAUGCCGCCACUGGACAAAGAGAAUUUACAUAAAUUAUGUUAA